Molecule: messenger RNA, 2775 nt
Organism: Synchytrium microbalum
Lineage: Eukaryota; Fungi; Chytridiomycota; Chytridiomycetes; Synchytriales; Synchytriaceae
Exons: 12
Coding region: 1-2775 (924 amino acids)
Biological process (GO): receptor guanylyl cyclase signaling pathway; intracellular signal transduction; cGMP biosynthetic process
Molecular function (GO): peptide receptor activity; guanylate cyclase activity
Source: RefSeq, a predicted model, not a curated record
AUGUCAGAGCACACGUUAGAACCAAUGGCUGGUCACGCUGGAUUAGCUAUAAACACUGGUGGAGGAUGCCCAUUCAAGCCUGCAACUUCAACCCUGCACAAUCCAACGUUGAAUUCACCUACCACUGCUGUUGAAGGAAGUGAGAUGACACUCAAGGUCAAUGAUGUUUCUUCGGGGCUCUCUGGUAGCUUCACGUCUGAAGAUUUUGGUAAAGAGCGAAAUGUCUCUAGUUACGAUGAGUCAGCUCUCAAGGUUAGCGAGGUUGGCUUGACCCAAAGUCGUCGUCCAUCUGGGAAUCCAAAAGGAGAUGGCGUUAACUCGUUUACGGAUUAUCAAAGCACUGUUAAUAAGUCGCUGUAUGACAAUCUUCGUCAUGAUUGCACACGCAUUGAGGAGAAUGUUCGUGACGCCGAGAGAGAAGUCGACCGCAAAGAGGAAGAAGCCUUUAUUAUGCACGCAUCUGAAGUCGAGUUGCAAAGAUUGACUUCUCAACAACAAUCCGAACGCAAGAAGAAGCGUGAGGCUUUUGAGAAGGCAGUUUCUGCAAGAACCGAACGAAAGAAGGCCAAGACCAUGAUGAAGAAGCUUAUGCGUGACACCAAGUUUCGAGAUAACAAGAUCCUGCAACAAGACUUGGCAGGAAAGGCCACUGCUGAGCUUCGAGAAGCUUUGAAUUAUCGUCGGGAAGCUUUUGAGAUGAUUUCCACCAGCAUGGAGGCUAGACAUCAGAAACAGCUCAAACAGUUGUCUGCCGCCCAAGAAAGACGAAUCGCGUCCGAGAAGCUCUUGACGGAGCUGGAAACACGUCAUCUUUCAGACGAAGCAAGAGCAGCAAGUGCUAAAAAGUUCCAAGUUUUCACCAAUCAUCGUAAAGCUUUGGACAAGAGGCUCGCGGAUCAUUUGCGAGAUAUUCAACGUCUUGAACUGAAACAUGCCAAGGAGAGAUUCGAGUGCGAAUAUCAGAGCUUUGAAGAGGGAGCCAGUCUUCGCAUGUCAAACACACAACAAGCCGAGGACUUGGAGCAUACCCAAGCUCAAGAGAUUUAUAACGAAAAGGAUCGUCUUUUGGCCCUUCGAGAAACUGCCAAACUGAUGCAGUUGGAAGCCGAGCACAAUGGCGAGCUCAGACGCCUUCAAAUGCAGCAAAAGCAGAUCGUCAAGCAAGUUAAGGAAGCUCAAAAGGCUAGAUUGGCUGCCAACCGUGGAGAGGAAGUCAGCGCUAGUCGCUCAGCUCGCUUCCGCUCUCUUGGCGAUUCUCGAUCAACAUCGACUGGCUCUAUCGAAUCUCACGAAUCUCGUCGUUCGUCUCACCUGAACACCAACAACGGGACCGGCAGCGCCAAUACCACCAAUGCUAUCAGUGCUGCGGUCUUUGGUGCCGGAUUCACCAAUGGUGAUAAUCUUCUUGACACUCAAGAUGGCAUUCAAGAACAAGUUGCAAGAUUGGAAGAGAACUUGCAAACGUUGAAGUUGCGUCACAAGGAAGCUUUGAUUGAACUUGCUGCUCAGCACAAGGCAUCUUUGGAGACUGCAGAGAAAGGAAAUAUCGAACGUCUUCGAGAGUUAGAGCAAAACCAAGACCUCGAAAUGACCACCACUCGAGAUGUUCAAGAGAAUGAAAUCUCAGAAUUGGUCACUUUACAAGAAAAGGAAAUCAAGAUGGAGCAAAACGUUCACGAAGCUGAAUUCCGUAUGCUUUUGGAACGCAAGAUGCUCAACGCUGUGUUGGAUACUUGUAUUGACGGAAUCAUCAACAUUGACCCCAUUGGAACGAUCUUGCGUUUCAACAGAGCUGCUGAGAAACAAUUCGGCUACACUGCCAAAGAAAUCAUUGGUCGCAACAUCAGGGACCUCAUGCCUCCAGAAUUCUCUGUCAACCACGACCAAUACUUGCUCAACUAUCUCACCACUGGAAUCAAGAAGGUCAUUGGCAAUGGUCGUCGUGUGCAUGGUCUCAGGAAGGACGGUGGACGUUUCCCAGUUCACCUUUCCAUUUCCGAAGUCAAGGAAGAAGGAGCCCAUAUCUUUACCGGAAUCGUGCGUGAUAUGACUGCUGAAGUUGAAUCUGAACGUCAAUUGGCUGAAGGAGAACGCAAGAAACAAGAGGAGCUUCUCACGUUGAUUAAUCAACUUGAUGCUCAAAAGGCUCGUUCUGCCUCCCUGAUUUCCCAAAUGCUACCUGCUACUAUAUCUGAGGCUUUGAUGAACGGGAGUCCAGUGGCUCCUGAACAGUACCAAAGGGCUACCGUUUUUUUCAGUGAUAUUGUUGGAUUUACGACAUUAGCAGGCCAAGUUUCACCGCUUGAAAUUGUCAUUUCUCAAUACGAUGCAUACAAAGUCGAGACCAUCGGUGACUCCUACAUGGUCGUUUCCGGUGUACCUGUAAGGAACGGAAUGAAACACGCCGGUGAAAUUGCCACCAUGGCUUUACAUCUCCUCUCUGUGGUUGAUAAAUUCGUCAUACCCUCUAAACCUGACUACAAAUUGGCAGUACGAAUUGGUAUCAACUCUGGUCCAGUCGUUGCUGGUGUCGUUGGUGCCAAGAUGCCACGUUACUGCUUGUUUGGUGAUACCGUGAAUGUUGCAUCUCGUAUGGAGUCUACUGGAGCUUCUAUGAAGAUCCAAAUUUCUGAGACUACCUACGAGAAGCUGGUUACAAUCGGUGGCUACAAGACCUCAUUCCGUGGCGAGACUCAAGUCAAAGGCAAAGGCUUGCUCAAGACAUAUUGGUUGACUGGAAAAGAUGAUUUCCCAUACGAACUCCCACCACAAUAA